Messenger RNA from Boleophthalmus pectinirostris (great blue-spotted mudskipper), 327 nucleotides. Its product is annotated as aminopeptidase NAALADL1-like. NCBI's taxonomy places the organism in Eukaryota, Metazoa, Chordata, Actinopteri, Gobiiformes, Gobiidae. The record is from RefSeq and is a predicted model, not a curated record. The transcript has 3 exons. Bases 1 to 327 code for a protein of 108 amino acids.
AUGCUCAAGACACUGUUAAUAGGGUUCGGGUGCUGUGCUUGUGUCCUGACCAUAGGCAUCCUCAUCGGACACUAUGGGAUCACCAAACCCGGGAGCCCUGCACCGUCCUGGGCUAAUGACGUGGUCAGAGAUGUGGAUGAGAACUUCAUCACUACCUUCCUGUCUGAGGUGGACAGUAAAGAAAUUGAGCAGAAUUUAUGGGAGCUGACCAAAGUGCCUCACAUGGCCACUACAGAGGGAGACGAGCAGACAGUGCAGUUAAUGCUGAAGAGAUGGCAGGACCCAGAGACAGGCCUGGAUGAAGCCUGGAGAGAGGAGUACAAUUAA